Aureobasidium melanogenum CBS 110374 is the source of this 2487-nucleotide messenger RNA. RefSeq lists its product as uncharacterized. The coding region runs from base 1 to 2487 and encodes 828 amino acids. The transcript has 3 exons. Lineage: Eukaryota; Fungi; Ascomycota; Dothideomycetes; Dothideales; Saccotheciaceae. Gene Ontology annotation, cellular component: cytosol; phagophore assembly site; extrinsic component of membrane. Gene Ontology annotation, biological process: protein localization to phagophore assembly site; autophagosome assembly; piecemeal microautophagy of the nucleus. The record is from RefSeq and is a predicted model, not a curated record.
AUGCACCAACACCCACGCCCCUCGACAAGGGCCCAACCUCCGGCCCCCAUGCCAUCACCCAACCCUCAAAGACAAUCCAACCCGAGAGACGCCAUGUCGAGCCGAACGUACUCCAACGAGGACCUGUCAUCGGGCAGCCAGCCUGUUCGUUCUUCUGACGGCAGGGAGCAGACUUCAAAAGAUAGGGCCAACUUGGUUGUUCAGCACUUCUUCACCAAAGCUGCUCUCAUCAUCUGCUCAUCCCGAGUCAGUCUAUCUCCUGCCAUAUCCAAGACUGGAGAAGCAAAGAUCGAUAGAUGGUUCAAUACCUUGAUAGAGGAAACAGACAUAUUGAACCAAGACUUGCAAGAGUGGAGGUCUAUGGAUGCAACUGUAGAAAGACCCCCUCCGUUGGUGAUCGAUGUUUACCUCGACACUGCCCAACUCGCCCCCAACCAGACUCUGGUCGCUAUAGAUGAAGAAGGCAAACCGUGGGAUGUAAGCGAGACUCUGAGAAGACUCGAAGCUUCAGCCCCGACGCCUCAAAAUCACACCCUCUCCACUUUCGUAUACGAGAGAUGGACAAUUAGCCUGAACGACGCUUCAUCAGUGUCUCCGGCUACCCUCAACGAACCUGCACCUAGCUUUUAUAAAAAAGGUGUCAUCACAUGCAGAGCACUCUGCACCUACGCACGACUACUUCCGGCGUGGAAGCUAAGGACUCGUCUUGGAAAGCAAGCUGCGACUGGUCCAGCCACCUUACGACCCCGGUAUCGUGUCUCAGACGGAUCACUCAAUGAGAAAUCACGAGUAGACACUCUGAGCUGUUCCAUCUUCCCUUCAGACAAACGCCCAACUGAAACGUAUCGCUUUUCGCCUCUGCAUUGCCCUUUGGGAUCUCUCAACAUCUCGGUCACCUAUCGAAAGAACCUUGAUCUGCAAGUUGAGCUUUCUGAACGCCUGAUUAGCGCGCGGAUGGCUGGUCACGAACGCCCUGACAGUGGUCUUUCAGGCGAAUCGAGCAGAGAAAGAACUUCCAUGGACCAGGAGCGCCCUUCUUUGCGUUCACAGCCGUCCAAGUAUUCCUCAUCCUUCCAGCGUACUGCGCAAAGAAAUGCAAACGCAGGAACAUCACCUCGAACAAGCACUCUCCGUGAGCCUGCCGAUCGCCCUUUGUCAGCACAAGCCGAAACAUCACAGCCAUCGCCUUCAUCACAGCAAGACGAAUCACUUCGUCGCUACUCUUCACAAAGUCUGAGAGAUCGAGAAGCGUCUCGCUUCACUCCCUCAUCCUUGAGAGAGCAGAACGCCUUCCAGCGUAGACCGUCUGUGUCGUUCCAACCCUUCAAGGCUGGCUCUUUGUCAUCAUCGCCCGCAGCUGGUAACUUCCUGUCCAGUUCGCCGAGCAGUUCUGUCGGUCGAAGCGCGGGCAAUCCAUUGCUAGCACACGCUAGAAAGUCUUCGUUAUCGACACUGCCCCAAAUGGCUCUGCGCAAUCCUGGCGCUGUAGCCGAGACAGCUGUCGGCUCUUCAGCAUCAAGCUCACCCAAACCUGCUCCUAUCCAGAGAUACUCGUCGAGCUUCAGCAAUAGAAGAGCACGAUUCCCUUCAGUGUCCAGCAGUAGAGUUGAAGAAGACAACAACAGCAGUGGCAGAGCCAGUGUCUCAUCCACUAACCGUGAAUCAAGCACACUCCAGGAAGGCGAAGGAGGUGCCAGCUCAGGCUCAGUACAAGCUGACGAGGACAACAUCGCCGACUUUCUCAAGUUGCUCGACAGGAACAAGGGCUUAUCGAGUCUCAACAAGACUGAUAAAGCUUCUCUGAGCGCUAAUUCGCAGCGCGCCGCGACGCAAUUCUCCAAGUUCUCGCGUAUGAAGGAUUCAACAGCCCAACUUUCUGAGUCUAUGCAAUCGUCAACGAUGUUGCACAGAUCUUCCAGUUCGUCGAGUCGACAAUUGCAGAAUAUCCCAGGCAUGAGUCCAGGUUUGAUUUCGACUUCGUCUUCGCCUGGUAAACCCAUCUCACCGCACACACCACACAUACCCGCCAUCCCCUCACGACUGAGUAACAACAGUAUCACAGCAGACUACACACGUGAUCGCAGUCGUAGUCGUCUCUCCGGCACACACAUCCAACCAUCCAGUGAUGGGGCUAGAGACGUAUCUUCUCAACCACCUACACGAGGUUCGGGUACACCUCUGUCCACAGCAAUCGAUAUUCCAACAUCCCCUCGCACUUUCGUCUCGAACCGCCGCUCGUCGUCUACAACACAGCAAGCACGUGCAAGAGGAGUUACGAGUGUCGAGGAUCAGGAUGCAUAUGGCAUGCGCUCAGCAAGUAUGCCCGUCGCUGAAGGUGGUCGAAGCGAGCUUAGUCUCUCUGAACUGCUCUCGCAAGGAGAGAGUGGAAUCGGUGGAUCAGGUGGUGCCAGCAGUAGACGCCGCAACCGUGAAGGCUCUGGUACUGUGGAUGAUGACGAGCCCUUGCUUUUCGCUUUGGCCGAUUGA